AACCCCUCCCCCGCCCAACCAAAAAAAAAAAAAAGUAAACGAGAAAAAAAAUCCAACUACGAAAAAUUUAAAACCCUAAUUGUUUAUUAAUUAAUUUGAUUUGGUUUCACCGAUUCAAGAAUCUGGCGAAGACCCAUAAUUCAGCAACUGAAGAAAAUGCGUUGUAGUACUAGUGUAAAAAGAAACAAGCUUAAAGACGCCAUUAUUGCAGAGCUUGCUGCUUCAACAAACCCUUCAAUGGCGAUAAACCCUGAACUUGUCGACCUUCGAUUGCAGCAGUUCUUGCCUACUUUACAAACUCCCACUCAUCCUCCUUACUCUUUGAUGAUUCAACAAGCAAUUUUGAAAUUAAAUGAGGAAUGUGGGUCGAAAGAGGAAGAUAUAUCGAGGUUUAUAGGGAAAGAAUACAAGGGUUUGCCGUGGGCGCAUGCUAGUUUUUUGAGUCAUCAUUUGGAGAGGCUUUGUAGAACCGGAGAGCUCGUAUCUGUAGAUAAUGAACGGUAUAUGGUUUGUAUGGAUGAUGGUGAUUUCAGGAACGAGGAGGAGACGAGUCUUGGGUUGAAAGUUUCAAAUUGUGAUGAGAACGAAGAUCGAGCCUUGGUUCGAGGGAAGGGGAGUGAAGUUGAGGUUUUCAAUGGAUGGAGUGGAGUAAAUGGUGAUCGAGUUCUGGAAUCUGAGAAACGAUGUGAAGUUGAAAGACAAAGUGUUGAAGUGAAUGGCCAGAAUGUAGCUUGUGAUGAAAGAACUGAAGGGUUUGAAGAACAAAUGGAAGGCAGAAGGGAAUCCAUUAAUGAGGUUCGAGAAGAAAGUCAACACUUUAAUGAACAAAUCGAACCGAGUCUUCAUUUGGAGAAGCUUUGUAGGAAUGGAAAGAUGGUAUGCGUUAAUAAUGAAGAUGAUGGUGAUUUGCAGAAUGAGGAGGAAAUGAGUCAUAGGUUGAACGUUUCAAAUAGUGUUGAGAAGGAAGAUCAAACUUUAGUCCAAGGGAAGUGGAGUGAAGUCAAGGCUUUUGAUGGCUGCAACGGGGUAAACAGUGGUCAAGCUGCAGAAUCUGAAACUCGGUGUGAAGUUGAAAGACAAAGUGUUGAAGAGAAAGGCCAGGAUAGAGCUUGUGAUGGAAGAACGGAAGGGUUUGAAGAACAAAUGGAAGGCAGAAGGGAAUCGAUUAAUGAAGUUCGAGAAAAAAGUCAACACUUUAAUGGACAAAUUGAAACGAGUCAUCAUUUGGAGAAGCUUUGUGAAGAUGAUGGUGAUUUGUGGAAUGAGGAGGACGAGAUGAGUCAUAGGUUGAACAUUUCAAAUAGCAUUGAGAAGGAAGAUCGAACCUUAGGCCAAGGGAAGCGGAGUGAUGUCGAGGCUUUUGGCAGCUGUAACGGGGUAAACAGUGGUCAAGCUGCAGAAUCCGAAAUUCGGUGUGAAGUUGAAAGACAUAGUGUUGAAGUGAGUGGCCAAAAGACCGCAUGCGAGCAAAGGAUGGAGGGAUGCACUAUAGAGUCAAUUAAUGAGGUUCAAGAAGAAAGUCAAAACUUUAGUCGACAAAUCGAAGAGAGUAAUCAUUUGGAGAAGCUUUGUAGGAAUGCAGAAAUUGAAUGUGUUAAUAAUGAACGGCAAACAUGCCACUUGGAUGAUGGUGAUUUGGUCAAUGAGGAGGAGAUGUGUCAUAGGUUCUGUAUGUCGAACAUUUCAAAUAGUGAUGAAAGCGAAGAUCAAACCUCGGUCCGAGUAAAGGAGAGAGAAGUUGAGGCUAUUAAUGGACUGAGUGGGGUAAAUGGUGAUCAAGGUGCGGAAUCCAAGAAUCGAUGCAAAGUUGGAACACAUAGUAUUGAAGUGAGUGAUAAAAAUACGACAUCUGAGCGAACAAUGGAGGGAUUUGAAAAACAAAAGGUUGGCAGAAGGGAACCACUUAUAGAGGUUCAAGGAGAAAGUCAAAACUUUAGUGGUCAAAUUGGAGCGAGUUGUCAUUUGGAGAAGCAUGGAGAGAUUGAUAAUGCCGAUAAUGAACGGUCUAUGGUUCACAUGGAUGAUGCUGCGUUGGGGAAGGAGAACGAUGAGAAGGAAGAUCGAACCUUAGUCCAAGAGAAAGGGACUGAAGUCGAGGCUUUUGUUGGCUGUAGUGGGGUAAAAAGUGAUCAAGCUAAUAAUGGAGAAGCAUGUGAGCAAAUAACGGAGGGAUUUGAAGAACAAAACGAGGGCACAAGGGAAUCACUUGAAGAGCUUCAAGAAGGUCAAAACAUUAGUGAUCCAAUUGAAGUAGCCGAAGAAGUCAAUAUAGCAAAAGGAAAACCAACUAAGGUGGCUCAAAAACGAAGGGGACAAAAGAGAAAACGACAAGUGAAGACCAGAAAACAGAGAAAGGUGGCUCGUGUUUUAAAAAACGAAGGCAGAAAGGAAUCACUUAAAGAGGUUCAAGAAGAAAGUGAAAACUUCAGCAGUCCACUCGAAGUAGCUGAAGAAAUACUGAUAGGAAAGCUAAAUAAGGUCACUCAAAAACCGAGGGGAAAAAAGAGAAAACGACGAGAGAUUACCAAUAAAACGAUAAAGGUACUUAAGGACGAUAUUGCCUGGCCCAUGAUGGAAAACGAGAAGAAAUAUGUCAAGGAGCGACAACAGCAACUGAAGGGCGGAAAUGGACUAACAAAAUCUGUUGGUGAACAAGAUCAACCACAACGAGGUAAGAUGGUUAGUGAACAAGGCUCACAGGACCCAAAAAUUGACAUCAGAACCAAAACGCUGGUAAAUCCUUUCGAUGGAGAUGUAAAUAACUUGAAGAUUUCACCUCCGAAGCGUUCUGCUCGUCUAUUAGAAAAGAAAAAGAAAGAAGGUUUAAAGCACGAGGAACAGCGGCAAAGGAAGCUUCGUGAAAGAGAAAGGCGUUCACUUAUUGUUUGUGCUUUGCCAGCGGCAACCCAACCGAGGAAAGAUAUUGACCUGGAGGCACGUACAACGCCACAGAUAGAUCUUGAAUCAAGGGAAUGGGGGAAGAUCCAUUUAAGGCAACUUAAACGUCCUAGAUCUCGAACGCAUGCAAAUAAAGGGAAUAUGGCUGAGAGGUUUACUCAAAGUGAGCCGAAGCUGAAUGGUACGUCCAAAAUUUCAGAACUCGAAGAGGAGAAACAAGAACCUCGGAUGAAGGUUUACGUUCGGAGAAAGGUGAAAAAAUCCCAGCUAAAAGAACCUGAAAACAAUAUCGUUUUGUCAUCAAACCUGGAAUAGCUUUUUGUGCUUUAUAUACAGAGUAGUAUGCUGCCGAUAUCUGUAUUAGCUUCAACACUGUCUUGCUGGUUUGAUUGCUCCGUUACGGCCGACAUUCUAUAGAUUAUCCUUGACCGAAUGUCGGCCAGAGUGAGCAUUUAUUUAUUUUCUGUUUCAUAGCUCCAUGCUUGCUUGUGGUUUUAACAGUGUAUCUAAGAGUUGCCGAAGAAAGCAUUGGUAUAUAAUUAAUUGAUAUUUAAUAGUGA
Molecule: messenger RNA, 3458 nt
Organism: Gossypium arboreum
Lineage: Eukaryota; Viridiplantae; Streptophyta; Magnoliopsida; Malvales; Malvaceae
Exons: 3
Coding region: 157-3213 (1018 amino acids)
Biological process (GO): negative regulation of DNA recombination; chromosome condensation; nucleosome assembly
Cellular component (GO): nucleolus; nucleosome; nucleus
Molecular function (GO): double-stranded DNA binding; nucleosomal DNA binding
Source: RefSeq, a predicted model, not a curated record